This is a messenger RNA of Seriola dumerili (greater amberjack), 1395 nucleotides long. RefSeq names its product 5'-AMP-activated protein kinase subunit gamma-1-like (gene prkag3a). NCBI's taxonomy places the organism in Eukaryota, Metazoa, Chordata, Actinopteri, Carangiformes, Carangidae. The transcript has 13 exons. The record is from RefSeq and is a predicted model, not a curated record. The coding region runs from base 62 to 1060 and encodes 332 amino acids.
CACCAGCAGUCUUUUGAGUUUGCUGCUCUGAAAACAACUUUUUCAUGGACACAACAGAAUUAUGGAGCCCCCUUCACAGGUGUCAUUCCCAGAAAAGAAGAAGAAGGGAAUACAGAAACAAGAGGCUGAUGCCACCGUCUACAUGAACUUCAUGAAGAGCCACUGCUGCUAUGAAGCCAUUCCAACCAGCUCUAAACUGGUCAUAUUUGAUACCACACUACAAGUGAAAAAGGCCUUUUUUGCACUGGUGGCAAACGGCUUGAGGGCUGCGCCUCUGUGGGACAGCAAGUUACAGAGAUUUGUGGGUAUGCUGACUAUUACGGAUUUCAUCAACAUCCUCCAUUGCUAUUACAAGUCUCCUAUGGUUCAGAUGUAUGAGCUGGAGAGCCACAAGAUUGAGACAUGGAGAGAUGUCUACUUACAGUAUUCCAAUCACUUCCUCAUUAGUAUUUCUCCAGAGGCCAGCCUCUUCGAUGCCAUCUAUUCCUUACUCAAAUAUAAGAUCCACAGGCUGCCCAUCAUCGACCCAGCGUCUGGAAAUGUCCUGCAUAUCCUGACCCACAAACGAAUCCUCAAGUUCCUCCAUAUAUUUGGGAGAAGGGUUCCUAAGCCUGCGUUCGUUCAUGGGCAGAUCCAGGAGCUUGGGAUCGGAACUUUCAGGAACAUCGCCACUGUUCAGCAAACAGCAUCACUUUAUGAUGCCCUCUCUAUAUUUGUGGACAGGCGGGUGUCUGCGCUGCCGGUGGUGGACCAACAAGGCAAGGUGGUGGCACUCUACUCCAGAUUUGAUGUGAUUAACCUAGCAGCCCAGAAGAGCUACGACAAUCUGGACAUGACUAUGCUGGAAGCCGUUCGCAGGCGCACGUGUUUUGUGGAGGGAGUCAUCAAGUGCUAUCCUGAUGAAACCCUGGAGACUAUCAUAGACCGUAUCGUCAAAGCAGAGGUCCAUCGGCUGGUCCUGGUGGACAGGGCUGAUGUGGUGAGGGGCAUCAUCUCUCUGUCUGACCUGCUGCAGGCCAUGGUCUUAACCCCUGCAGGUAUUGACGCCCUUUUGUCCUAGCACCAGGGGACACUUCACUCCUUUACCACCCGUGUAGACAUGAGCCCAGGCCAUGUACCCAGGCAGGUAGGCUCUGGAGCCUCUCUUCCAACGCUGUGUGACCGAUGCUUUAAAUCGCCACGUGAUUGAAUUGAGAGAUCACAAGAGGAAGAAAAAUUCCCCACCUGUGCUGUUGUUUACAUUCAGAUUCCUUCCAUGAUCUGUGUUAAAUUCAAGUAACAAUAACGGACAGUCAGCUGACCUUGAUAUUGUGAUGAAUCUCUGUAGGUCUCCAGCACCAUAUUGGCUGCAUUUGAUCAAAUUGAUCAAUAUAUGUUUACUCAAUACGGUAAAUU